AUGAACCCAGGGCUAUUGGAAUCGGUAGUAUCACUCAAACACGAUGAUGAAGAGCAACGCUUUAGGAUACUACGAUCCAAGUAUCUAUCAGUCUACCUUGUUGUCAUGGGGGCUGAUUGGCUUCAAGGACCCUACCUCUAUAAGCUAUACCAAUCAUCAUAUGGUCUAGAUCUUGUACAAAUUGCUUCGCUGUUUCUAACAGGCUUCAUGAGCGGGGCCAUUGCCGGCACACUUGUCAGUAGUACAGCUGAUACAUGCGGCCGGCGGAGGGUAUGCGUUGUCUUUUGCGCCACAGCGAUCCUCGCUUUAAGUUUGCGGCUUGUCCAACCCACCUUUCCCUAUUUGGUCUUGUCACACAUCUUGUCUGGCAUGGCAUCAUCAAUGCAACAUAGUGUUUUGGAAGCUUGGUAUGUUGCAGAGCAUCACACACAACUUCUCCCUUCCGAAUGGGUGGCACGAACAUUUGCCACAGGUGCCUUCUUAAAUGGUAUCGUGGCUAUUCUCGCAGGCAUGGUCGCCAAUGCUGUUGUAGAUACAUGGGGUCUUUGGGCACCUUUUGCAUUGGCAAUCAUGCUUUUGGCAAUAGCUGGUUCCAUGGUGAUGGCAACGUGGCAAGAAAAUUUCGGCAGAAGCAAGGGUGGUAGUAGUAUUCAAGUCAUGGAUACCCUGGUAGAGGGGUUGCACGUAUUGUGGAAUGAUUCCAACAUCCUGAUACUCGGUGCAGCGCAGACCGUUUUUGAAUGUGCCAUGUACAUCUUUGUACUUUUGUACACACCAGCUAUCGAGAAUGUACACGCUUUUCUUCUUGAACAAGGUCACCAGCAUCAUGAUCUGCCUUUGGGGUAUCUCUUUUCGACAAUGAUGUUUGCCAUUAUGGUGGGAUCCUUGACUUUCCAAAAGCUUGAAAGAAGGCCGAUGUUUGCUAAUCACAAGGAGCGCCUAUUGAUACCCGCACUUGGAUGUGCAAGUAUAUCAUUCGCAGUGAUGGCAUAUGAUCACGCUACCUCGCUUCCGAUACUUCUCGUGGCGUAUCACAUAUUUGAAUUCACGACGGGGUUAUUUCAUCCGUCGCUUUCAUCACUGAAGGCUGAUGUGAUCCCCGAAGAGACACGUGCCGUGGUGAUGACAAUGUUAAGGAUCCCUAUGAAUAUUGGAGUUGGCCUUGCAAUGUGGCAUGCUGAUACGGUGCCUAUUGACUAUCAUUUCGCCAUCUGUGCGCUGAUAACCCUAUUUGGAUGUAUCCUGGUUGGUGCAUGUUAUCAACCACCCAAGACAACAACAAUUGCAUGA
Lichtheimia ornata is the source of this 1290-nucleotide messenger RNA. RefSeq lists its product as uncharacterized. The record is from RefSeq and is a predicted model, not a curated record. The transcript has 7 exons. Gene Ontology annotation, biological process: molybdate ion transport. Gene Ontology annotation, molecular function: molybdate ion transmembrane transporter activity. NCBI's taxonomy places the organism in Eukaryota, Fungi, Mucoromycota, Mucoromycetes, Mucorales, Lichtheimiaceae. Gene Ontology annotation, cellular component: membrane. The coding region runs from base 1 to 1290 and encodes 429 amino acids.